AUGUAUAUAAAAACCUUAACCUAUAAGCAAAACCACACACAAAUUGGGAUCCAAACCAAGAAGAAGCCAUCGUCGUCAUCAUCAUCAUCAUCGUUAUAUCAUCAUAUAUCCAUGAGGAAGCAAUCACCUUCGUCAACAAAUGGCAGUGGCAGCAGUGGUAAAACGACGCCGUGUUGCAGCAAGGUGGGGAUAAAGAGAGGGCCGUGGACGGCGGAGGAAGACGAGGUUUUGGCCAAGUUCAUAAGGAAAGAAGGAGAAGGACGGUGGCGGACGCUGCCCAAGCGAGCUGGGCUCCUGCGCUGCGGCAAGAGCUGCCGUCUCCGGUGGAUGAACUACCUCCGCCCCUCCGUCAAGCGCGGACACAUCGCCCCCGAUGAGGAAGAUCUCAUUCUCCGUCUCCACCGUCUUCUCGGCAAUCGGUGGUCUUUGAUAGCAGGGAGAAUUCCAGGGCGCACUGACAAUGAGAUAAAGAAUUAUUGGAACACUCACCUGAGCAAGAAGCUGAUCAAUCAAGGCAUAGAUCCCAGAACCCACAAGCCCUUCAACCAAACACUCGAUCAUCAUCAUCAUCACCAUCAGCAGCACCAUCAUGAUCAUCACAGCAAUAUUAAUAAAGCUUCUUCUUCCUCUGCUCUUAUUCCUCCUGCUAUCCCUAAUAAGAUUCAAGCUCCAUUUUUAAGCACAGUUCCUGAAGAGCAAGAAGAAGAGUUAGUAGCUCCUCCGAGUACCACUACCGAACAUCUUCAUCACCAAGAUCACGAAGCAGCAGCUACAGCACAGAUCAUCAAUGAAAUUACCAACAAGGAAAAUAAUAAUGGAUACAAUAUUAGCUUUGAUGAUCUACUAGUUGGUGGUGGUGGUGGUGGUGGUCAUCAUGAUCAUGAUGACAACAAUGGUGAUUUAUACAAUCAUGUUGGGUACGAGAACUUUGGAUUGAGAAUGAUUAAAAGUAGUACUAAUGAUCAUCACCUUGUUAAUAUUAUGGGAAAUGAAGAUCAUCAGGAGAAUCAUAACAACAACAAUAAUAAUAACAACAAUAAUCAUAAUCAUAAUCAUAAUCAUGAGGAUAUGAACUACUGCUCUGAUGAUGUACUCUUCUCUUCGUUCCUGAACUCGAUUAUCAAUGAAGAUGCUUUUCUCUCUGGUCAUCACCAUGAUCAUCAUCAACAACAACAACAACCAGUUCUUCUGCCUAAUCAUCAUCUUCAUCAUCAAGAUCCUUUGCUCUUUCCGGUGAUUAACAACAACUCUUCAUCCAACGGUUUCUGCUUUGAUCAACCAAAGUGAUCAUGUGAUGGGGUGGAGCAGUAAGAGCGUGCUUGCAUGCAGUGUUUUAAUUUGGUUAUGAUUUAUUAUAGUUUAUGGAACUCUAGAAUGGGGAGAGUUUGUGUUUGAAAAUUUAUUAUGUUAUAUAUAUAUAUGAUAUUAAUCAUAUCAUAUUUGGAUGUUUGUAUGAACUAAAUUAUUGUUCAAAUUUUUUUCAAUGGGCAGUGUGUCUUGUUUGUGGUUUUAUUAUGGGUAUUGAUUUUUUUUUUCUUUUGCUAUUGUAAUAUACAGACCUUCAAAUAUUAUUGGAUGUGCUUUGUUUAUUGUAGUAAUAUCUUAUUUUAUAUAUAUAUAUAUAUGCAUGUACUUAUAUUAGAUAACUAUAUAUAAAUGGUGUGCGUAUAUAAUAUAAUGAAGUUCAUUAUGCAAGCAUGCUAUAUAUAUAGCUCAUAUAUUAUGAAUCUUUUCAUGAUUAUGUUGUUGUUUAUGAUUUAAUAUCAUGGAUAUGUUAUAAUAUUUUAAUUAAUGGAAUUAAGUAUUAUUUGAGUACAAAAUAAUAUAUCAAAUACAUAUAUACACCAGAGUAUUGUUUGCAGUGAUUGAUCUCUAGCUACCCCCAAUAUUUAUAUAUACAUAUGUAUGAUACUCUUAUGUGGGACUAUCUAAUAUUACAUGUGUGAGCCUAGCUAAAAAUGUAGAUAUAAUAAAGGAUUUUAAAUACACAAGAGUUGAUAUUUGAGAGUAUAUAUAUAUAUAUCACAAAGCCAAAUUAAGAAAUUUUAUAGAUAUUUAUAUGAACUCAACAAAUUAAUAAGCUCGCUAGCUAGAUUGAGAAAUGUAUGAGUAUGUACACAUCAUCCUAAUAAUUGGUUCGAAAUACACAUGCAUGCAUCGACCUAAAAGUGUCAAAUAUAAAGAUUAAGGGUGGAGAGAAAUGCAAAAGUUUAAUAAAUUGUGUUCAUCGGAAGCAAAAAUUAAAAAAUUCAUUUAGGGGACAUAUAAAUGUAAGAAUUUUUUUU
This is a messenger RNA of Humulus lupulus (European hop), 2285 nucleotides long. Its product is annotated as transcription factor MYB60-like. The record is from RefSeq and is a predicted model, not a curated record. The transcript has 2 exons. Lineage: Eukaryota; Viridiplantae; Streptophyta; Magnoliopsida; Rosales; Cannabaceae. Bases 1 to 1287 code for a protein of 428 amino acids.